Messenger RNA from Lindgomyces ingoldianus, 2015 nucleotides. Its product is annotated as STAM binding protein. Gene Ontology annotation, cellular component: endosome; membrane. Gene Ontology annotation, biological process: protein K63-linked deubiquitination. Bases 44 to 1723 code for a protein of 559 amino acids. The transcript has 4 exons. Lineage: Eukaryota; Fungi; Ascomycota; Dothideomycetes; Pleosporales; Lindgomycetaceae. The record is from RefSeq and is a predicted model, not a curated record. Gene Ontology annotation, molecular function: metal-dependent deubiquitinase activity; K63-linked deubiquitinase activity; protein binding.
CCACCCGCUCCUCACCCCGCCAUACCUGCCCGCCUGCUUCAUCAUGGCAUCAGUAGGCGCUCCCUUGAGCAUCGAGGACAUUGUCGAGCAAGCGGCCAACUUCCAGUACAAUGUUCACAUCCCGCUGCGGUACUGGCUCCGCACUGCCGACACUAUGCAGAAGGAGGCCCAAGUGUAUGAAGCAGAAGGCAACAAUGUCCAGGCCUACCUCCUUCUCUACCGCCACGCACAGCUAGUGCUCAACCACCUGGAACAGCAUCCCGAGGUGAAGUUGCCCGAGAAUAAGAAGGGCAUGGCAUUGGCUCGGGCCGCUGUCAACGGCGAUUUAACCCAACUUGAAGUUCUGGCGCCACAUAUUAGGAAGAGGCAUGCGGAAUUUUUGGAGAGGCGCCGGGUACAGCAGGAAGCCCUGGAAUCACUAGAGGGUCGGGGGGAGAGGCUGCCACAAGAGCUAGACGGGCUUUCGCUGCAUCCGGGAGCGUCUGGGAGGCGACCAUACGAAAAAACUAAGCUUGAUGCCGGAGAGCACCGGUCACUGGCGGCUAAGCUUGCACAGAGAGAAGUCCGUCGGAGAGAUGCAGCCCGGAGGAGUGUGCGGCAAGCCGGGGUGUCAGAAGAGCAGGAGCAGGAGAGGCGAACAGGUGGUGUAUGGGGAGAGUGGGAGAAAGAGCUGCGUCGGGAGAGCGACGAAGUCGAUGACGACCUCUCCAGGCAGAUCCAGGAGGUGGCUCGUAUGCAGAAUGGACACAUGCCGCCGAACUUCUCACGCCCUACGUCUUAUCAAUCUCCAACCAGUCCCUACCAUUAUCCGGCGGUGCCACAUAAAGCCCAAGAGCGGUGGUCAGGCUCAGACUCAAGACUGCCGUCUCAGGGUACAGCUCCCGCUAGACCACCGAAGGAGCUCCUCCGAAGACCAUCAGACUCCUCGACGCGACCUCCCGCUCUUCCUCCUAAACCUCCUAAACCACUGACAUCUUCACUCCCAUUCGAGAAUCCUCGGCCUCCGCCAAUACCUGGAAAGUAUCGGGAUGCCGAACCCACCCCACCGCCUCUCCCCGGUAAAUACCACGCCCACUCAUCAGUCUCCACACUACGGCCCUCAUCGCCAUCCGCAAGCUCAAAAGAAGACCUUGACGAGUUCCUUUUCAAACCCUCCGCCUACCUCGAAAACGGUGAACCCCUUCGCACAGUCUUCCUCCCAAAUACCCUACGUCAAGCGUUCCUCUCCUGCGCCUCCAAAAACACACGACUCAAUCUCGAAACCUGCGGCAUCCUCUGUGGUAUCCUCAAAUCCAACGCCUUGUUCAUCACUCGACUCGUCAUCCCUGAACAAACCAGUACGAGUGAUACUUGCGAGACGGUUAAUGAGUCGGAGUUGUUUGAUUAUUGUGAUAAGGAAGAGCUGAUGGUGCUGGGCUGGAUCCAUACCCAUCCGACCCAGACGUGCUUUAUGAGCAGUCGGGAUUUGCAUACGCAUGUGGGUUAUCAGGUCAUGAUGCCGGAGAGUAUUGCGAUUGUUUGUGCGCCGAGUAAGGAGCCUAGCUGGGGUACUUUCCGCCUCACUGAUCCUCCCGGCAAAAAUGUAAUACUGAAUUGCAAUCAACCCGGCAUCUUUCAUCCCCACAGCGUCGACAACAUAUACACGGAUGCUUUGAACCCUGGACAUGUUGUCGAACUUCCCCAAGCACCGUUAGAGGUGGUGGAUAUGAGGCCUAAGAUAUAAAGAGUCGACAUCCGUUUUGUAAUGAUUCAAAAUAUAUAUUCAAAGGAAGGCAACCCGGGCAGGGUAUCGCAUCUCUCCACGUAUGGAUUAGUGCUUAUUUGGGAUAAUAGGAUGUAUGAGGAUAUGAGUAACAUGGGUUGUCUUGCAUAGCGAGGCGUUGGAGGAAUUCUUGGAUACUACUACUAAGGACAGGUAUUCAUUAGUAUAUGUAUGAUGCUGCUCUAGGAUAUCAUGCACACUGAACCAUAUUUGCUAGUAAGCUUAAAGAUGCUAGCAGUAGAUCUACAAGUGG